AUGGGCAAAAAAUGUUUCGAGCCAGAGUGUAUGAAUGAGGUAGAGCAUGCAUGCAAAUGCUCUUCUCCUGACACUUUAUUGUGCGGAGAGCAUAUCGGGGAGCAUGUAAACUUGCCUAAUAGAGCUCAUAAUCUUGAAUCAAUUUUUAUGCAGCCUUAUGAAGGGACAAAAGAAGCAAUUCUUGAAUUCCUUACAAAAGAAAAGUCAAAAUAUAGCGAGUUGAAAAGUAAAAUUAUCGAUUCCUAUAUCCAUAAUUCAGAAAAAGAUUUUGGCAAUUUCACAAUCAAGUUGGAUUGCUACUCAGAUGAAAUAAAUGAUUUCUUUGUAAAGAUUUCCCAAACUCAAAAAUUAUUAAAGUCAGAAGAAGAUCCAAUUUUAGGAUUAUUGAGUUUACAGCCUCAAGAAGCUAUUGAGAAAGUAAAAUUGAUGAUCAUAGCUAGCAGAUAUUGAUACAACGGUGCAAAGCUGUUUUACAUAUUCAAGCAAAAGUUAAAUAGUCUAAAUAGAUCCUUCUUUACAGAAAUAUGCGGGGCUCAUUUAGAAAAAAGGAAUAUGCAAAAUACCCCUGAAAUGGAUAAUAAAAUUAGGAAGCCAACAAGUAUAGAGUCAGCAAACGCUAAGGAUUCCAUUUCCUUGAUAAUAAAUGAGAACAGUGAUAGUUUGAAAGAGCCUGAAAACGCAAACAAGCCAAUAAAAAACACCCCAGAAAAUAAGUUAAGCUUGCUUAAUUCUCAAAUAAGCAGUGAUUUCAACAGUAAACCCAAGGAAACAGAAAGCGCUUUAAGCUUUAUAGAUAUAUUAAGGAAUAAAACAGCUGAGAUUUUGAGUAGACCAAACAAUCAAGAAUUAGAGAUGGAUUUCAGAAGAACUUGUUCAGCAUAUCAAGAUAAUUCUAGUUUUUAUGAUCCAUUACGAAUGCAAGCUUACCAAGAUUACAUUAAAGCUUAUAUACUAAAGACAUCUCUUUAUAAUAUACCAAGAAAUCAAAACAACAGAACUAAUUUAAUUAUAUAUAACACUGAAACUGAAACCCUAGAAGUCAAGACCUUACAGACUCCAAAACCAUUAAAUAAAUUCGCUUGCAUAACUCAACUUCCAAACGGAAAGCUAUUUUGUUGUGCUAACACUAACCUUUCUGGGAUUACAGUUCUGAUUGAUGUGAAUGGUAGAUUCGAAGUGCUGCCAUCUGGAACUCCUUGUGAAUACUCAUCAUAUAUCUAUUUCAAUAACAGCGUCUAUUGCUUUGGAGGAUGAGAUAGAGGUCAUUUAACUCUAUCUAGUAGAUUUGAUUUAGAUCAAAAUCGAUGAAUUCAAUUAGCUCCAAUGCCACAAGGUGACUACAAAUGCAAUAGCAUAAUAUUAAAUAGAAAUAUUUUGAUUUCUGGAUAUGAAAACAGAAAUCUUUGGCUAUACUCAAUUGAUAUUGACUCUUUCUCAACAAUACCUUAUGAUUUUGGUUUUGCUAAAUGAAAGAUCCUGAUAAAUGCAGAGAGACUAUAUUUGAUUGAAUGCGAAAAUGGAUUAAUCUAUGAAGGCGAAAUUGGAAGUUUCUCGAAUUGGAGACGAAUAGGAAGAUCAAAAAUCAAUUUGGAUCCUUAUCAAGUGUAUUGUUCAUAUAAUAAAGGAGGAAUAUGGAUCUCAGCGAUUUAUAAUUCGGCUAUAGAACACUAUUAUUUUAAUUUAGAUCAAAAAAAACUUAUUGAUGCUGCUUACUAUAAUAAGCAUAUCUUACUUAGAAGAGUAGGUCAAAAGAUUGAAGCCAUAAAAUGCAAUAACCAGGAUUUUAAUCUCGAUCCUUCUUAUCUGGAUGAAUGCAAUUCAAAAGAUAUUGCUCUAAGUACUUUAGGAGAAAAUCUAACAGAAAUUAAUUGCCUUGACAAAAAAAUCAAACUUAAUCCAAGCAAUGCUAAUUCAUACAAUGAUAAAGGCAACGCUUUUUAUGUUUUACAAAGAUAUCUAGAAGCAAUCGAAUGCUAUGACAAAGCAAUCAAACUCAAUCCAGACAAUGGUUAUUUAUACAAUAAUAAAGGCAACGCUUUUUCUCGCUUAAAAAGAUAUCAUAAAGCAAUCAAAUGUUAUGAUGAAGCAAUUAAACUUAAUCCAAACGCUCUUUUGUGAAAUAAUAAAGGCAUCGUUUUCUAUGAUUUGGAAAAAUAUCUAGAAGCAAUCGAAUCCUUUGAUGAAGCAAUCAAACUCGAUCCAAACAAUGUUUAUUAUUACAAUAAUAAAGGCAACGCUUUUUAUGAUUUACAAAGAUAUAUAGAAGCAAUCGAAUGCUUUGACAAAGCCCUCGAAAUCUGACCAAACUAUGAUAAUGAUAUUUACUGGAAAAAAGGAUCUGCUUUAUAUAAAUUAAGAAGAUACCCAGAAGCAGUAGAAAGCUAUAGCAAAGCAAUCAAAAUCAAUCCAAAUAACACCAAGUAUUAUAAUGAUAAAGGCAAUACUCAUUAUGUUUUAGAGAGAUAUCAAGAAGCAAUGCAAUGCUAUGAAGAGGCAAUCAUACUCGAGCCAAAUAAUCCUUUGCAUUUCUACAACCGUGUUAUUGCAUUUAAUAAUCUCAGACAGGAGCAAGCAGCUUUGCAGGACUUUAAUAGGGCUUAUAAUUUGAAGCAAGAAAAUCAAGUAUAUAUGUAUAAAUUUCCUAUGGUAAAUUUUUAG
This is a messenger RNA of Blepharisma stoltei, 2658 nucleotides long. NCBI's taxonomy places the organism in Eukaryota, Ciliophora, Heterotrichea, Heterotrichida, Blepharismidae. The record is from the annotation of a GenBank genome assembly.